CUCAAACCAGCAUCACACCAAUCUCAACACCAAUCUCAACACCAUCACCAGCAAAUACCCACCAAACCCAUUCGUACUUUCGCGCCGCUACUUUACCGACCCCGACUCCACGGAGACAUGUGAUGGAAUAGCGCGCCAACUCUAGAUUACCUAGGGCAAUGGUCUCAUCCGCCAAAAAGGAAAAGGAAAAGGCCGCCUCCCCGCCUGCCCUUGCCCAACAGCCGCAGCCAUAUGCGCGUUCCUCCUCAUCUGCGACGGCUGAAAACCCCGACGGCACCGCCGGCGACGAGAAACCGCGCUUGACGGAAGCGGAGAAGAAGCAAAAUCAUAUUGCCUCUGAACAGAAACGUCGUCAGGCGAUCCGCGAAGCCUUCGACCGCCUCACGGAGCUGGUUCCCGGGCUGGAAGGCCAGGGUCGCUCGGAGGGCCUGGUCCUGCAACGAACUGUCAAGUACAUGCGAGAGCAGCUGGCGGAGCGCCGCGCUCUGAUCGAGCGGAUCGAGGCUGCCGGGGGACACGUUGACGAGCACGUCAAGAGGUGAGACGGCCAAUAUUUCCGCCCAGCCCAUGCGACGGGUGCAAUCGGGGCGCCCGGGGCCUGGGGAAGCAUGUGCAAGAGUCGGAGCAAACCAAGGGGUCGAGUUUGGGCCUGUCCUGAGGUGACCGACUCGUAUCGCGCUCUUAGGCGCGCAUACCAGCCCAUCCCGGCGAAUCAGCCGAGGACAACAAACUAGCGGGGGACGCUGAGCAGGAAAGCCGCUUUUUAUUAAAUCACAACAGGCCGGCGAGGUUUGGACAGUCCGUAUUCGACAUCGAUGUACGAGUUUAGACAUACCAUGGGAGCAUGGGAGGCGUACAUUGAAGAAGAGGGACUUUAUGAGAUUACCGUGUAUAGAUGCCGCCGCCGGUAUUUGUUAUACAAAAUUUUACAAUGUGAUGUACAAGGGAGAGAGGGAACCAAGAGCACCGCAGCAACUACUGAUACGUCUC
Sodiomyces alkalinus F11 is the source of this 990-nucleotide messenger RNA. RefSeq names its product helix-loop-helix DNA-binding domain-containing protein. Lineage: Eukaryota; Fungi; Ascomycota; Sordariomycetes; Glomerellales; Plectosphaerellaceae. The coding region runs from base 159 to 542 and encodes 127 amino acids. Gene Ontology annotation, molecular function: RNA polymerase II cis-regulatory region sequence-specific DNA binding; DNA-binding transcription factor activity, RNA polymerase II-specific; protein dimerization activity. The record is from RefSeq and is a predicted model, not a curated record. Gene Ontology annotation, biological process: regulation of transcription by RNA polymerase II. The transcript has 2 exons.